Molecule: messenger RNA, 775 nt
Organism: Ananas comosus (pineapple)
Lineage: Eukaryota; Viridiplantae; Streptophyta; Magnoliopsida; Poales; Bromeliaceae
Product: dnaJ homolog subfamily C member 17-like
Exons: 4
Coding region: 85-753 (222 amino acids)
Source: RefSeq, a predicted model, not a curated record
UUUGGAAAAUGCUAUUGAUCAUACGAUGAUGGUCUCGAGUUUGUCUUGUCUCUAGUUCGUAAGGUAUUGUUGUAAGAGCAGACGAUGUCGAGGGAUCAACCACCGGAGUCUAAGGCGCAGAUCGUGAGGGAGAUUUGCUCCGCCGCGACAAUUUUCACGUCGUGUUCGCACCGGCGGCGAUCGACGCGGAGGCCGCCGUUUGUAGAUUGGUACCUCAUUCUCCGAGUCGACGAGGAAUCCGCAGCGGAUGUCAUUAGGCGGAGGUACCGCCAAUUGGCAUUGCAGCUUCAUCCGGACAAGAACAAGCACCCCAGAGCAGAAGUUGCAUUCAAACUUGUCUCAGAGGCUUAUUCGUGUCUCUCCGACAAAGCGCGGAGGCGCGCAUUCAACUCCGAGAGGCAGGAGAGUUUUUGCAAGGAAUGCCACAGAAAAUCACAAGCAGCAGCAGAGAAAGCUCGCGCCAAUAGAAUUAUGAUACAGGCAUUGAAGGAAGUUCAGAGUAGGCUUAGAGAGGAGUGUAGGAUUGUGGAGAAGUGCUUGCGAUCCAAUAGAGGAUCUGAUAGUGAAUCCCCCUUGUUUGAUCCUGUGAACUACUUCGCAAAAUGCGCGGAUUAUCCGCACUGCAGAGCUCGCGUUGUCGACAAUUCGAAGGAGUUUUGGUACUGCAAUUUGAGAAGAGGAGUUAAAUGUGAGUCUCCUGUUUAUCAGGUGAGAGGAGAGGGAAGAACAAGGUGUGCUCAAAGUCCCAUUUGAAUUCUUAAUUAAUUAAUGUAAU